AUCAGUGUCGAAGGUUAAUUAAAUGAGCAGAGACUUUUUUCCUCUUUUCGUAUUAAAUAUCGCCUGUAAUUCUUAUUUAUUAACUUAAUUAAUUAGGCAGUAGGCGUGCCCUUGAAUCAAAAUAUAAUCUAAAGUAAAAAUACCCAUAUUUACAGUUUAAUAAUCGUAUUAAUCGAAAUCGGUGAAAAUUUCUGGAGACAUCGAUCUGAAAAUUUCGGAUUUGGUAUCGACAAGGCUGACAACACUCCUACAGAUAGCCGCUAAAAAUAUUACCAGAUCAUAAAACAAAAACUGCCCACCAUAUAAAGACAUAACAGACAUAGUCCGUAAGACUCAAAACUGCCUGUGAUAAAAGUAUUUAAAAUUUUGCAUUUAGCUUAGAAUUGUUAAGGAGAUUUCGCAUAGAAAGAUUUUAAGGAAUCUUUAGAAGUGGCAUUAGGAAGAUUGGAAGUAUUGGUGCACAGGAAAAUGAAGGACAGCAUGAGGAGUUGCGAGCACGUGCUGACAGACGAUGUGGAGUACAAGGAAGUGGUCGUGAUAGGAAAUGGGCCCAGCGGUAUGGUGACCUCAUUCAUGCUGGACGGCAACGUACCCUACCUCAAACAGAUACCAGAAGACUUGCCAAUUGACGAGAUGCUCAGAGCCAGACUUUCAAACCUUCCCGAAGGCCAGAGCCUGUACGACGCAGACCUCGCGGAGUUGGCCGAGGGAUUGGAAGGGAGAAGUCAAAACCCGAUACCUAUAUUGAUGGACGCUCUUUUGAGGCCUUGCGCGGACCUGGGCGUCCAGGCCGACUCGCUCAUCGAGUGGCGCUACGAGAGCGACAAGCAGAUAGAGCACGUGGUGUUGGGGCAGGGGCCGCCGGGGGGCGCCUGGCACACGUUCCCGCCCGACGUGCGCACGCUGUCCCCGGCGGCCUGGCUCACGCUGCCCCCGCACACGGACGGCGGCGCGGAGCGGCUGUCGGCGCGGGCCGUCGCCAACUACUGCAGGAGAUACGUGCACGCCUGCAAGCUGCAGCGUUAUUUCCGCAACGGCGUGGUCGUCACCAGCGUCACGCUGAUGCCGGAGACGGGUCCUCCUUGUGAGCACCGCUGCUGUCCACGGAAAGCCAAGUUUCUGGUCACCGGGUACGAGAAGGCGUCGCUGCGUGCGGUCCGGUACGCGUGCAGCCGCGCGGUGGUGUGCGCGGGGGGCGCGGCCCGGGGGGUGUCCCUCCCGCGCGCCGCCCCCCACGCCACGCACCACGCCGCCGCCCUGCGCCGCGCGCUCCGACACCCCGGGCUGUCCCCGCUGCCGGUGCUGGUGGUGGGGUCGGGGGUGAGCGCGGCGGACGGCGUGCUGCUGUGCGCGGCGGCGGCGCGGCCCGUGCUGCACGUGCACCGCGCGCCCGCCCCCGCCCUCGCGCGCCUCGCCCCGCAGCUCUACCCGGACUACUGCCAGGUGUACCGGCUGAUGUGCGGCGAGCGACCCGGACACGCCUCGCUCCCCGGGUACACCUCCCUCCCGGACCACGUCAUCCUGGACGUGACGCCGCUGUCCGCGGACCGCACCGGCGACGCGGACGACGAGGACCUCAUCCGGCCCAAGCGAGUCCGGCUGCUGGACCCGCGCACCGACACCACCAAAGAAGUGACCGUGUCGAUCAUAGGAGCGUUCAUCGGCUCGAAGCCGGACCUGUUUUUCUUGCAAACGAAUUUGAACCGUGACCGCAUCGACAUAAAGGCGAAAUGCACGUGCGGGCGCGUGGCGGACGAGGCCAAACGGAAAAUCGACGACAAACAAUUUUUCCUGAAGAACCACUGGCACCACUUGAAGUCCGUCGUCGGUCAGAGUCUACAGAACUGCAGGUCGAGGUACUUCCACCAUACAGAGCUGAACGGCAAGAGAGGCGCUCCGGCGGAGUGCGGGGGCGAGGGCCGGUGCUGCGCGGCGGAGGCCCUGUCGGACGGCAUCGGCUUCGGCAUAGACCGGAGCAAGCCCGUGGACUGCCGCGCCAACCCGCUGGCCAUAGACAAGAGCACGCACGAGCUGCUGGCGGCGCCGCGCGGGCUGUACGCGCUGGGCCCCGUGGCCGCCGACAACUUCGUGCGCUUCGUGCCCGGCGGAGCCCUAGCGGCCGUCGCGCACAUGCACCGCGCUGAGCGGACCAAUGCUGUAUUGUGAUUCAAAUAAAUUAUUCUUUUUAUAGUGA
Molecule: messenger RNA, 2194 nt
Organism: Bombyx mandarina (wild silkworm)
Lineage: Eukaryota; Metazoa; Arthropoda; Insecta; Lepidoptera; Bombycidae
Product: oxidative stress-induced growth inhibitor 1
Source: RefSeq, a predicted model, not a curated record